Molecule: messenger RNA, 954 nt
Organism: Pelodiscus sinensis (Chinese soft-shelled turtle)
Lineage: Eukaryota; Metazoa; Chordata; Testudines; Trionychidae
Product: olfactory receptor 52R1-like
Biological process (GO): G protein-coupled receptor signaling pathway
Cellular component (GO): plasma membrane
Molecular function (GO): olfactory receptor activity; G protein-coupled receptor activity
Source: RefSeq, a predicted model, not a curated record
UACUCCAUGUCAGAUUCCAACAUGACUCACUUCACCAACCCCUCCACCUUCAUCCUGCAGGGUAUCCCUGGCCUGGAGGGAGCCCACGUCUGGAUCGCCAUCCCCUUCUGCACCAUGUACGUCAUAGGUGUGUUGGGGAACGUCGCCAUCCUGUACCUCGUGAAGAGGGAGCCGAGUCUCCAUGAGCCCAUGUACUAUUUCCUCUGCAUGCUGGCCGUCAGCGACCUGGUCAUGUCCACGUGCACCGUGCCCAAAAUGCUGAGCAUCUUCUGGUUCAAUGGCAGGGAGAUCAAUUUCAGUGCCUGCAUCGCCCAGCUCUACAUUGUUCACAGCUUCUCAACCAUGGAGUCUGGGAUCUUCGUGGCCAUGGCGUUGGAUCGCUACCUGGCCAUCUGCCAUCCCCUGAGACAUUCUACCAUCCUGACAAACUCGGUGGUGGCCAAGAUCGGCCUGGCCGUGGGGCUGCGUGGCUGCAUCCUCCUGCUGCCUCAUCCCUUCCUAGCGAGGCAGUGGCCGUAUUGCAGAACCAACGUCAUCGCCCACACGUACUGCGAGCACAUUGCCGUGUUGAAGCUGUCCUGUGUUGACACCAGAAUCAGUAGUUACUACGGCCUCUUUCUGGCGCUGAUUAUUACGGUUCUGGAUGUGUUUCUCAUCUCCGUGUCCUACGCCCAGAUCCUCAGGGCCAUCUUCCGCCUGCCCACCAAGGACGCCCGAAUCAAGACUUUUGGGACCUGCGGCUCCCACCUCUCUGUCAUUUUAGUCUCUUACAUCCCACCUAUAUUCUCCUCCCUCACACAGAGGUUUGGCCACAAUGUGCCCCUGUAUUUCCUCAUUCUCUUUGCCAAUGUGUACCUCCUGGUGCCCCCCAUGCUGCACCCCAUCAUCUACGGGGUGAGGACCAAGCAGAUCCGGGACAGCCUGCUGCGGGUCUUUGCUCAGAGAGGGACCUAA